AUGCGUACAUACAUCCCGACAUGUCCUACCAGCACAGAUACUGUAGUACGUUUGCAGUCCAACUGUUUUCGCCGCAGAGCCUGUUCGGUGUCCGGGAGACUUGCAGAGGUUCAGCAGCUCCUCGCGCAGGGCAACGCAAAAGGGGCCGAGCGCUUCGAAGCGUCGCUACCGGGGUCGUGGACGAAGCCGGAGGCGCUAAGCUCCGGUGGCGACCGUAUCGAAUCUGCCAGCGCAUACCAUCUUGACCCUUGGCCGUCGGUGUUACUGUACUGUUUUAGGGUUUGCAAUCAGGGCCACACGAGUCGCCAUGCUUUGCCGGCGAGAGACCCGUCUUCACCUGCUUUCGAUCCUGCUCGCUUGCAGCUUCUGGCAAGGAUCCACCGCGGAGACCUGACAUCUGCUUCCCCCAAAGCUGAGGAAGAGUGCCGAACGAAGCCCAACCGGCAGCAAACCGCGACCCCGGAAAGCAUCGAACGCAGCGCCACAACGGCCUUGAUUCUUGCCUUGGUUUGUAUUCCAUUCUUCUUCGUCUUCUGCGUCAUUACUGUGCUUCUGUGCUUGAAGCCGUGCCCGCAGACAAGAAUCCAGGAGAAGGUGGAAAGCUGUGCUUGUGUCGGUGACCGUGGCAAGGGCUCAGGCGGCUUUUGCCGCUUCGUCUGGAGCGGCUUCCUCUUUGGUUUAUGUCCGACCAUCUGGUUCAUCGCGUCGGGCAUCGGCUUUAUGGUCUAUGUCAGUGAAGUGUGGCGGAUGAACUGCAGCACUCUUGCAGACUUGCAACCUUCGCUGUGCGCUGAGUGGAAGCAGCCCUAUGGAGAAGGGUGGGACGCCGCGGAGUGUUGCAGCAGCCUUUAA
Molecule: messenger RNA, 852 nt
Organism: Symbiodinium necroappetens
Lineage: Eukaryota; Dinophyceae; Suessiales; Symbiodiniaceae
Source: the annotation of a GenBank genome assembly